GAUAUUAGCAAUGCAGCAGGCUAGUGUAAGCCUGACCGUCAAUCCAAUUCACUUUUGUUUGGCAUGUUACUUGGCCCAUCUUGCUGUAUAUAAUAUGCUCAGAUGUCCCCAAAUUGAUUGGAAAAAUCAACAACUUGCCUUGUCCCCAACAGAUCAAAGGAUUGUCAGUCUUCCGGCAGUGCACAUACUACAAAGUCUAGCCAUAGCCGGCUAGAGUUCUCCGUCUCCACCAGAUCGUCAUGAUGUUUGGCCCCCAGAAACUGGUGGCAGUGGCCUCUCUGGUCGCAGAAUUUGCAGCCCAAGUAACGGCCGAAGCAACCCCACCGCUCAAGUACGGGCUCGUCAUGUUCCCGGCCGUUGAGCUCCAGGACGGCAUCGGCCCCAUCGACCCCCUGCAAAUCCUCGCCGCCAAGCACAACAUGACCCUAUACAUCCUCGCCGAGACCAUGCAGCCCGUAUCGAGCCAGAUCCCGAUCGGAGUGACCCCAUUCGCCCCCAGCAUACUGCCGACGCACACCUUUGCCGACGCCCCGGACGACAUCCAGGUGCUUAUCGUGCCCGGCGGACCGGGCGUACGCGACCUCCAGACCUCGGCCUCGGCCGAGGCCUACAUCCGGGCGACGCACCCUAAGCUGGAGCAUCUCAUCACCAUCUGCACGGGUAGCAUCCUGGCCGGCAGGGCUGGCGCGCUCGACGGCAAGCUCGCCACGACCAACAAGUCUGCGUGGAAGAGCCUGACGCCGUCGGUGCCGGGGGUCAAGUGGGUGGCGCCGGCACGCUGGAUUAGGGACGGCAACGUUUGGUCGUCAUCUGGAGUGUUGUCGGGGAUCGAUCUCAUUCACGCGUGGAUCAAGGUCAUGUUUGGCGACGAGGAGGAGCAGAGGAUCGCGGGCCUGACCGAAUACAUACCGCAGACGAGCCAGUGCGAUGAGCCUUACACCGCAAGGUUCAACAUCACGCCGACUGCUGAUAAAUGCAUCGAGGAAUAGGGUCUAUGCGGCCGGUUGUUGUAGGGUGACUAUUUCCGGGGGGUCACCAGACGAAAAAAAAAAAAAAAAAAAAAAAAAAGAUGAUACUUGCCACCGAAUUGUACAGGUCAUCACUUUUUUUUUUCGAUAUCGUUACCACACCGUUUUUGCUAAGUACGGGCUGGGGGAGCAUGGGCUUUGCCGUUGAAGCUAAUGCAGAUAAGAAAAGUAUUUGACUGGACGUUACAAGGCAAAUAAGAAAAAAUGAGAACCUGGAUGAGUCGAAGACGAAUAAUACGAACGUAACAAGAUUGAAAAGCAACCCAAACAAAUCUCUCACCAGAUUUUGGCGUUUUGCCAAGAGCCCCGGCGGUUCUCCGUAGUCGUCCGCAGAAGUUGGAUAGCAACAGGUAAUCUGGGAUGAUCCCUACAGAAGAUUCCAUCCAAUCUGCCAAUGCAUGCUGAGAAAACCACCCCUGACAACAGCUGAGGGACAAAACCACCCCACCCUCAACCGAAUUUCGAAGCUCCGAUGUCGUUCCAGGCGUGUCGUCACUG
Molecule: messenger RNA, 1526 nt
Organism: Pyricularia oryzae 70-15
Lineage: Eukaryota; Fungi; Ascomycota; Sordariomycetes; Magnaporthales; Pyriculariaceae
Product: ThiJ/PfpI family protein
Exons: 2
Coding region: 240-989 (249 amino acids)
Source: RefSeq, a predicted model, not a curated record